CAGAGCGCCGGGCGGCAGCAGGUGGCUCCGCUCCGCACCGCGCCGCUGCGCUCCGCGCUCCCGCCUCGCCUCGCCCCGCCGCCUCACCGCGGCCCCCGCCGCAGCCAAGACGCCGCGGGCCGUGCUCCGAGUGAAGAAUGGGGCGGCGAAGCUGGCCAAGCCGCCGGCGGCGGCGGGCGAGGCCCCCGGCGGCGCCCCCGGACCCGGGCUCUUCAUGGAGCGGUCGCAGAGCCGCCUCAGCCUCUCUGCCUCCUUCGAGGCCCUGGCCAUCUACUUCCCCUGCAUGAACAGCUUCGACGAGGAGGAUGCGGAUGGGGAUGGUCGGAGACUGAAAGGAGCCAUCCAAAGGAGCACAGAAACUGGGCUGGCUGUUGAAAUGCCCAGCCGGACUGUCCGUCAAGCCAGCCAUGAGUCCAUUGAGGACAGCAUGAACAGCUAUGGAUCAGAGGGAAACUUGAAUUUCAGUGGAGUCCAUCUGGCAUCUGCUGGGCAGUUUAGUGACUUCCUGGGGAGCAUGGGCCCUGCACAAUUUGUUGGGCGUCAGACCUUGGCCACCACCUCGAUGGGGGAUGUGGAAAUUGGCUUGCAAGAGCGUAAUGGACAGCUAGAAGUGGAUAUCAUUCAGGCUCGAGGACUGACACCAAAACCCGGCUCGAAAACACUGCCAGCUGCUUACAUCAAAGCUUACCUGCUAGAGAACGGCGUGUGCAUUGCGAAAAAGAAGACAAAAGUGGCUCGCAAAUCAUUAGACCCUUUGUACAAUCAGGUGUUACUGUUUGCUGAGAGCCCCCAGGGCAAAGUAUUACAGGUGAUAGUCUGGGGAAACUACGGACGCAUGGAGCGCAAGCACUUCAUGGGAGUCGCCAGAGUCCUCCUGGAAGAACUGGAUUUGUCAACUUUAGCAAUCGGCUGGUACAAGCUCUUCCCAACCUCCUCGAUGGUAGAUCCCACUACGGGCCCGCUCCUGCGUCAGUCCUCACAGCUUUCCCUGGAGAGCACAGUGGGACCCUGCUGUGACAGGUCUUAGUGAGUAGGGAAGGGGGAACUGCUUUUGUUUUUUAAACAUGCUGUCAAGGUUUUGUUUGCUGGAACUCUGACCUCAAGCGCAAUGCAUGUUCAAUCAGUUCUUGUGGAGCUGGAAGAGGAGGAUAAACCAGUGACCUUAGACAGAAGACGAGGGGGAGGGCGCUGUGCCCUCUCCGUCCGAGGAGGAGGUGCUGUGGGGCAUGAGUCCUAUCUGUCAAAUUAGACAUACACCUCUUGUUUCACUUCUCUCGCUGUCAUUCUUGGACCCUUGUUUCAGAUCAGUAUUAACCCUGGAAAGUUGCAGCAUUCGAAAGAAUUUGGGGGGAGUGAGGAAGGUAUUUUUCUUAACGGUGCGGCUUAGAAAUUUCUAAUGCGGAUUCUUUCAUGAGAAGGUACCUGAAAAAAUCAGAGGCCAGUAUCGGACCUAAAAAGAGCAGGAGCAGAAAGUUUCAGAGGAAGCAUUAGGUUUUUUAUAAGAUCUUCUUGAAAGGAAGAAAAAGAAAGAAACCUGCAACUCUUUCUUUAGAAUCAGUUCCACAUCACUGAGUCAUGUUAACUGUAACACUGUCAUUGCUGUGUUUUCAAACUGUGCCAAAUUACCAGCAAGUGUCUUUACUGCAUUACUUGUCUAACACUGCUGAUGAAGCAUACUUGGUGGGAGAAUAAGUAGCGCCUACUUAGACCAGACAGUUUGAACAGAGUUUGAGUUUAGCAGGCUAAUUAACUGCAAUUUUGCUCAGAAAAAAACCCACUAGAAGUGGGAGCUGAACAUCAGACUUGCAGCUUGAGAUGUUUUGUAUUGUCAGAUACAACGUUCUGCAAUUUACUGGCUCCCUUACUUGUUGCUGUGCAUCCUUCAGUCGCGAUGUCUUCUAUCUCCUGCUUCUCUUCCAUCUCCGUUGUACUGGUAGAUAUCUGCUGGAGAUGGUGCCCAUCCUGUUGUGCUAUGGACUGACCUGAAACAGGACUGUUUUAUUUUGCCACGGGAGAGGAAAUUGAGGUUUCGGGGGGUGCAGAAGAAGGAAACCUCAGCUUGUCAUCUGGCGAGAAGGUGCUGGAGAGCAUGUAACCUGCCUUGUGGAGAGAAGGGUGCUUUAGGCAGUCUCGGUGGUGCACAAAUGUUGUGAAGUGUCCUGAAAGAGGAGAUGCAAUCCCCAAAGUACGGAGAGGUAGUGGGUGAGGAAUCUGAAGACACAGUGGUCGCAGCAUGUAUAUUUUGUUAAUUAAAGCGCAACACUUAGUGUAAAUGAGUCUUGUUGAUUACGCCAUUAAAGCACGUUCUCUGAGCAGCCGAGCUCCAGCGGCUGUUGUCAGCAGAGUCACGUGCUGGAGUAAGUGCGCUAGAUCCUUCAGACAAUUAAAAACUUAUUAUCCAAAAUCACAGAGAAUCUCCAAAGAUUUUCUGUUGAUAGACCUGUUUUGGCUAGGUUUUGUUGUAAUUCUUAAUGAGGAUUUGAUGACUGCUGUCUCAGAAUAAGCUUUUGGAGAUGUUUUGCUUUGUGAUUUUAAAAGUGAAGGUCCCAUGUCAUGUUUAGGAAUGAGCAGAUCCUUGACCUGUCGUAGAGGCGUACCGAACAUUUAUUUCUGCAUGUGGACCUCAGCUUUGUUAGAAUAAAAGCAUGAGUGUUGAGUGGAUGGUAAAAGCAGUUGCUUUUGGUCCUAGCUUGUCUAUGGCAUUUGAAAUUAUUUUGAGGUAAAUUACAGGAUAGAUGCAAAAGUAAUAGGCCUUACAAUAAUCUCUGUAAAAAAAGAUAUAAAGGAGAGGGGAGGAGGAGAAGGGACAUAGAAUGAAUAGUUUUUUGAGUCUUCAGUGGCAAAAGCCUCGACAUUUCAGAUAAAUCUCUUAAUUUCCUUGAUCAAAUAUGUCUCUGGCCUCUCACUAAUUAUUUUUUCUAAUCGUAUUAGACAAUUUCUAUAUAUUAGCUGAAGAAAGUUUGUUGCAUGCUGGUCAAACUAUGUUGUGGCGCUCUCUUUAUUUUUUAAAAAAAGCACAUUUACUGUAAUUCAAGUCAGCAUCUUUUCCUCUUGGUAUGUAGUGAGUACUAGGCAAUAUUGUACAAUAUGUGUAUGAACUAGAAUAGAUUAGGUAGAUUUAGUGGUUUGUAGCACUGGAUCUUUUAAUAACUAUGUCUUUAAAAGGACUGCGGGGAGCUCCAGGUACACGCCAGACCUGGCAGCUGAGUAACAGGGCUUUGUCUUAAAUUACGCCGAAAACUCCAUAUUGGUACUUAGUUUGGACGUUAUCUACCAGUAAUAGCUAGUUAAUCAUGGUUUUCCUGUGUCCGAUAAGAUGAAUGCAACAUUUUUGCGGUCUUUAAUGGGGAGUAGGAAACUAUAUAUGCCAAAAAUAUUCCCCCAGAAAACUUUGUUUAAUGACUGUCUGUUGAAAAGCUCAGUUCCUGUAUGCCUGAGAAAUGCGAUGUGUCUCUGUAUCCUACCCCUCCAAAAGCUCUGCAAGCUCAGUGAUGAUCAGUUUAGUUAACAAUAGGACUACUUAACACUGAGGACUAUCUUCCGUAUGUUUUUAAUCAUGCUAAAAGGUCACUGUCAGGGUAAAUAAAAAGUUACACUUCUACUUGUGUUAUUUUUGUUCAACGUCUCAGAUUCUGAAGUUUGGAGGCAGUUUUAACUGUCUGCUCCAUCCUGUUUUCUUCUGCAUUUUUUACGUGGUUGAUUGUGGUCCAGUGGUUCUCGCUUUUGUUUCUACUCACUUCCAAUUCCUGUUUCUCCCCAGUAAGCGAAUGUUGCAACCCCUGGCUGCCACGCACAGCGAAGUCACGCAAACUGGCAAGUGCAGAUGAUCUUCCUGUGUAAAGCAGACUCACAGGAGCCCUUCAGAGAGUGCCCACGGGGCCGCAGAGCAAGGCCAGGAGAGUUGCACAGUACCCUACAGUCUAAAUUCUUGCUUCACUCAUGCCUGUGAUUCCUGCACUGACCAUGGUGUAUUAUAGUUAAAAAAGAAGUCUUCUAGUUAUCCAUCCAAGGCAAGUCUCAGGCUUUUGGAAUAGCUUAUUUUUAUAAAGCCUAACCUUUUUUUUUUUUUUUCCCCAAAAAAGUUUGACUUGCCAGUUUCUGUCUAAGAAACUAAGUUGGGAUUACCGGUGUGGUUGUAUAAAGUAGCAGUUUGCCAGAGUGAUGAGCAGCUGAAAAGGAAACUUUGGUCCUCUUUGCAAGUCCUGACUGAGUGUUUUCCUGUGUCUGAGUCUAGCUGUUAGUUAUAGUCAGGGAGGGAGAGAGGGAGGGAAGAGCAGGAGACUUGGAAAAAAAAAACCCAAACCAUAGUAUUUUUGGUCUGAGCGCAAUGAUGAAGGAUGAGACUGAGGAUAAAUACCAGCUCAGGGUCGAUUCCCUGUUCCUUGUGCAUGAAAUACUACAUUUUAAUAGUAAUGGAAGGAUUGCUUGCCAAAAAAAAAAGAGCCUGUCCCUAAAUGUUACCUGCAUUACUGUUACCGUGGAAAACAAAGAAAUCCUGAUGCUGAGAGCAGACCCAUCUCUCCCCAGUGGGAAUCCCCUGCAUGCAGGGAGGGCAGAGCACUGAAACCAUGCCUCAGACACGGCUUCAUCCUCUCUGUGGCCUGAGCAAAAAGCAGCCGUGACCGUGGUUAGUCCUGGUUUGUUCAGGCAAAACAAUGUGCUAUUUUCCCAGUCUCCUGGCGUUACUUUCCCUUUGCCCCAACACAGCUGGGAUGCCACAGAGCCAACACAAGGUCCUCACUCUGCAAUUCAGUCCACGGGUCCUCAUCCUGUGGCAGAAGCCGCCUGGGCAGGCUGGAGCAUCCCUUCUGCACUGCGCACGGCGUUCGUGUCCACGGGCAGGGUAAGGGCCAGACGACUUUAUUGUUUAGCCAAGUACAUCCCCACUUCUUGGCCAUGGAUUGUUUCAAAGGACAUUGCAGAAUUAUUUGCUUUGAAUGAAAAAAAAAAAAAUUAUUGUUUCUAGCUACCGGAUCCUUUAUCAAUGUACUGUUCUAAAUUUGCAGGUCUUCUGGAGUACGAAUAUCACAAGUUCCUGUAAAGGAGCUAUUUUUAAGAUGUUGAGGCAGUUAACAGAAUCUCAACCUAAGCAUGUUUAGUAAUGUUUAGACAGCAAGACAACUUUUUUAUGAAACUCAUUUUAAGUUAGUUUAUUACAUGCUGUUGGUAAUAUUUUAAAACAGGAAAAAUAUUUUUCUUUAAAGACAAAAUGAUGUAUGUUUUUUAACAGAUAACAUAAUUUAGUGUUUUCAAAAAUGUUUAAUGUUCUUGGUAUGAAGUUUACUCAUUCUUUUGAUUUCUAUGCUCCUUGUUAUAUUCUAUCAACUUUUUUCCAAAAGAAAAGAGGCAUAUGUAAAUAAACACCAGAAGAGUCCUAUAAGAAAUUCUGUUCAAACCGGCCAUAAAAUUAUUAGUAAAUAUUUGUUAUCGUUCAUUAACUCGCAGCUACUAUUCAAGCCUUUGUUGAAAGAAUUGAUGUUGUAUUUUCAAGAUGAGAACUACUUAGCUAGUUUUGUCAUAAUCCUGUACUCUGUAUAAAAAUCUUUUUAUAAAGAAAGUCUAAUAGGCUAACAAGCAAUAAUAUAUUCCAUUUGGUGUGCACAGAUUGUGACUUGCAGGCUGUAGUACAUAUUGUUGGUACAGUUUAUAAUUGUCUUCAUUCUCAAUGACAUCACUUUUGGAAAAGCUCCAUAUUAACUUUGAUUGUAAAAAGCGAAGACUGGGCUGUUGCCUUGUGAGAUAUAUUCAUCCUAUAGACUUCUCUGUGAGUGUAUGCACCCAUCGACAUGAAAUCUCUCUUAGGUGAAGAAUGAAACAGCUGUAGGUGACUUCAUACUACAGAGGUAAAAAUAGUUUCAAUAUAAACUUCACGACUGUUUCAAUCUCCCUGUUUUUCUUAGGCUAUCUAGUAUUUGUAAUUCAAUGAGAAUGGUUCCCACUGCCACUGUCGCCCUGAUAAAGCAAAAAAGCCUUUGCACUCCGGGGCCACAUGAGUUCUGCCUGCCAGCUGCCUGUUUUCCUCGAGAUACCAGGGGCAAGCUAAAGGGAGGGGUUUUUUUCAGAGCAGCAGAUUGAGCUGCUCUUCUUUAAAGGAUUUGUGGGUUAUUUUGUCCAUGAUUUCGUUAGAAAAUUCCACCCAAGGCAGAGUGAUUGCACCUUCGCAGAGGAUCACGGGGGGCUAAUGUGUAAAACGGGAACAGGCUGUUCUGUGCCGUUCUUCAGUAGUUAGCUAAUGCUGGGCUCAUCUAAAGAUUUUUCCAAAGUGGCAGGAUCAGGAUAUUGGAUUUUAAGUCAGCUCGUUCAUUGAUGCAAUGCAUAAAAUAAAACAGCUUCAAAACCGCAUCCCAGUUCAUUGCCUGUGGAUAUCUCGCAGCAUUUCCCAUUGGAAAAAUCUUCACGUUGUUCUCAAGAUUGCCAGUCCGCUGGCCAGGCAGGCAGCAGGGCACUGGCCCAGUGAUGCUGGGAGCCCUGAUAAAUGAUGAAAUAAUUCACUUUUUUUUUUUUUGUGAAAUGCUUUGAGAGGAAAGAGACGUGUAAAUGCAAAGUGCCGUCAGUAGGGAAGCCCAGGGCACAUUGAGACCUAGAGCGAGCAUCUCAAAUGAAAUUGCAGCUACCAAAUUUGAGCCAAACAUUUAGAAACGAGGAUGAUCAGUGAAAGCCUUUUCAUGUUUACCCCAGUGCACGCUUGCCAAGGCGUGUUAUGUUUGUGGAUGUCCAUAUGCGUGUGUCUGUACGAAUGCGUACAGGCACGCAGCACACAGUAACGCUUUGGAAAAUGCCACGUUCCCUUAGGGAGGCGAAAUCCCUCCGAGGGGGCUGGGUGGUUGUGCCGUCGGUGUCAUUCCCUCGGCUGAGCCCUUUGCCCGCGCAAGACCCAGCAGCCAAGUCUGCAGGACGCUCAUCAAACCCGGCAUGGCAGAGACCCGGAGCCGCAUUCCUGCCUCCAUCUCACGGUCUGCCUGGCUCUCCAGCGUGCAUCUGUGAACGUGGGAAGUCCCCGGAGAGUUUGCAAGUGAUUAGGUAUUUUCAAAAUGUGGCUAACGAGCCUUAAACUCACACUGCCUCUCUGCUCAGUGACCAACAUCCCACUGACCAAGCAGCCGCACGUCCAUCCCUAGCCCCAGCCGCUCGCCCACGACAGCAGAAUCAGACUCGUUCCUGGGGAACCCCAAGCUCUUCUCAUGGUUAGACGCCCCCUGCCCUCCCUUCCCUUGGGUAGCUGCUCUCAUCCUGGUGGAGGAGAGGAACCGGGGAGAGUUUCUUGUAGCAUUUGGUUCUUUGCACUUUAGCGGCUGAAACUGAGAAGGAGCCAGCACCAGCCCUUUCCAGAGCACCAGCAAACAGAGGCUACGACCUAACGAUGAUUUUCCCUUCAUGACUUUCCAGUAGCUAAAAUGGCAACCAAAGCUAUAUUGUUAAAUCCGGCUCUGCCGGGCCAGUAGACAGCCUUUGCAUUUACACGGCACGCUGGGCACCUCGCGUGGGCUUGAGACCCCCUUGCGUGGGAAGGAAAGGGCGUUUUGCAGAAGGGCGGUGUGGGCGCACGCAGCGCGUGGGCAGCUGUGGGCUCUGCCGGCUGAGUGGCGACGGGGGCAGAAGCGACCCGAGGGAAUAAUCAGGCACACCUUCUGCUGAAGCCAUGCCCAUGAGCUUUCCAGGAGCUAGGGGUUUUUUGUAUUUGCUUGGGCACCUCAAAUUGGGAUAGCUGCUCUGCUAAACACCAGCCUGGAACUUUAAAUCCUGCAGCAGUUUUUUCUUUGGGGCUGUUGCUCCUUACCCAGCGCUGCUCACUGGUCUCUGCUUUGGUGAUUCCAUUUCCUUGACCCAGAGCUGGUUUUUGCUUUGUCUGGAGCAAGGAAGAGCGAGGUUUGGAGAGUGAAUCCAAGGCGCGUUCCCCCAGCCUCCCCGUGCUGGGCUUGCCUUCCUGCUGCGGGCUGCUCCCUGCGCCGGUGGAAGGGGCUCCCUGGGGCUGCAGCGCCCUGCCCUGACCCCCUCUGGCAGCACUGCCACGGCCUGCCCCCAGCCCGGGCUGCCAGCCUGCUGCCCACGUUCUGUGCCAGCCCUGAAUUCAGACCACGGGGCUCCUUGCUUUCCCGUCCUGGGUGGGAGCCAGGGGUCUUCUGCAGGGGCUCCGCAGCCCGCGCAGGCGUGGCGUGCCACCCGGGCGGCCGGGAGAAGGCAGGGACGGGGAGGGAGCUGCCUCUGCGCUGGCCAGGGAGAAGGGGAGCUCCCAGUGAGCUUUCCUCCAGGUUCCCUUUGCUUUCCCCUGUGCCCACUGCUCCCUACGUGGGUUCUCCCUUCCCUCGCGAUACGAGGCCUUAUUCCAACCCGAGGGGACUGAGGCUGCCCGCAGCAUCCCGUUGCACUGAAGCAUCCGUCCAUCCCACGCUGCCCGCAGGGAGCCCCGGGGCGGUGCUGCAGAGCUGGCCUCUGCUCGGGGAUGGACCCGCCGCCCCCAGCACAUCCACGCUCUCACCUCCCCGGCGCCAGCGUCCCGCGCUUUGCCUUGUACCCCCGCUGCCCCGGGGCCUGGCCACGGAAGGGAAAUCUGCUUUCAGGGCGUUAAACCUUUGUACUUCGUUAAUUGCUCCACGAAAACCGAUAGCUUUGCAGGGGCACUACGUGGUUGCUACCUCUCCUCUUGCCUUUCUGUAGGAGUGGGGGCAGCUGAUCUGCUCUUUUUGGCCUCUGUAACCCUCUCCAAAACUUUUUGGAGUUUUUUAACGUCAUGCAGUGAGAUGUAAUCUCCGUGGAGCCGGAGGGAACACAGGCAAUGGAGCCGGGCAGCCUGCUUGCCACCGUGGCAAGUUGCUUGCGAGGUGCAUGGGCUGCCUUGGGUGGAAGGUGGGAUGCCGUCCUGGCAGCGCCAGUGUGCCGCCGGCCGCUCGUCUGUAGUCGAGAGAGGAUUCUGCUGUACUUUUUUCCUGUCUGUAGGUUUUAUUCAGACAAUAUGUAAUGAUUGAGUGAUUUACAAUUCAGUGUUAAGCUAAUGAAAACGUUGAUAAUGGUGAUAAUAAAACCUUUUUUUUUUCC
This is a messenger RNA of Grus americana (Whooping crane), 9033 nucleotides long. RefSeq names its product regulating synaptic membrane exocytosis 4 (gene RIMS4). Gene Ontology annotation, molecular function: transmembrane transporter binding; small GTPase binding. The record is from RefSeq and is a predicted model, not a curated record. The coding region runs from base 215 to 1027 and encodes 270 amino acids. Gene Ontology annotation, biological process: positive regulation of synaptic transmission; regulation of synaptic plasticity; calcium ion-regulated exocytosis of neurotransmitter. NCBI's taxonomy places the organism in Eukaryota, Metazoa, Chordata, Aves, Gruiformes, Gruidae. The transcript is spliced from 6 exons. Gene Ontology annotation, cellular component: presynaptic membrane; cytoskeleton of presynaptic active zone.